GCUUUUUCCGCUCCGCCCGCCCUGCCGCUGCCCGCCCGGGGCAGGUGCUCCGCGGCUGCCGGCCGCCUCCUCGCCGCGCUCCCGCCUCCCUUCGCCCGCCCGGCGGCCGGGGCGGCUCCGCGCCGCUCCUCCCGGCUCCUGCGGGGCGCUGGCUGCCCGCCGCCAGGGCCACGCCGCCGGCCCGCCGCCCCCUCCUCCCGCCGGAGCGGCGGCUCGGCCCGGUUCGCCCGGGGAUGCUGCCCUCAACUCCCCGUCCGCCGCCUGACACCGCCGCCGCCGCCGCCCUCUCCGCACCGGACGCCGCUCCGCUGCUCUCUCCACGGCCACCUGCAGCAAGCCGGCUCCCCGCUGCCCGCCUCGCACCGCGGCGGAAGGAAUAAAGAUCUCAGCCCGUCCCGACCUGCCCGGCCGGCGCUCCCUCAGGCCGGGGCGGGCCGAGCCCCGCGGGCUGUCCCCGACGGCGGCCGCUUCUCCUCGUCCCCUGCGCGGUUCCACGCGGAUGGACGCGCUGCCGCCGCUCGUUCCCCCCGGGCCGCGUCGCGCCGCCGCCUGAAGAAAACUUGGGACGGGGACGGCCCCGCCCGGGCUGCGGGGGACCCUUCCCCGCUCCAAGUUCGCGGGGCACCCACCCGCCUGCCACAGGACUCCGGCCCGGGGCCGCCGCCCAGCGCUCCCUUCCCUCGGCGAGAGCUCGGCGGGGACCCCCUGCCCCUGGCCUCGGUGCUGGGGAGGAGCGGGGGUGCCCUGGAUGGCCCUGCGCACUGGGACAGCUUGGUUUGGGCAGGUCUUGCGCAGAGUUUCCCGGCUUCAAGGCACCUGGUCCCGGCGCUCCAGCAGCCUCCUGUGCCUCUCCUCUUCCCAGGAGCCCGAGCAGGCGGGCGGGGAGCGGCCGCCGCCGCAGCACAAGCUGCCCCGGAGCAGCCGCCAGCCCCCCCGGCAGCUGCCCCCCUGCUGCAGCUGCUGCGGCCUGUCGGAUCCCCGGGCGGCCAGGGGGGGACAUGGUCCCCUCACUCGCCCCUUGCUGGCGGCCAUGAAGAGGCAGAACGUGCGGACCCUGUCCCUCAUCAUCUGCACGUUCACCUACCUGCUGGUCGGGGCUGCCGUCUUUGAUGCCCUGGAGUCCGACAACGAGAUGCGGGAGGAGGAGAAACUCAAAGCCGAGGAGAUCCGGCUCAAAGGAAAGUACAACAUCACCAGCGAGGACUACCGGCAGCUGGAGUUGGUGAUCAUGCAGUCCGAGCCACACCGGGCUGGUGUCCAGUGGAAAUUUGCCGGUUCCUUCUACUUUGCCAUCACGGUCAUCACGACCAUUGGUUAUGGACAUGCUGCCCCAGGAACAGACGCGGGAAAGGCCUUUUGCAUGUUCUACGCGGUCCUGGGGAUCCCACUGACACUCGUCAUGUUCCAGAGCUUGGGCGAGCGCAUGAACACCUUCGUCAAGUACCUCUUGAAACGCAUCAAAAAGUGCUGUGGGAUGAGGAGCACCGAGGUCUCCAUGGAAAACAUGGUCACUGUGGGUUUCUUCUCCUGCAUGGGAACACUCUGCAUUGGAGCAGCAGCCUUUUCCCAGUACGAGGAAUGGAGCUUUUUCCAUGCUUACUAUUACUGCUUUAUAACAUUGACUACGAUAGGUUUUGGAGACUAUGUGGCCCUGCAGACCAAAGGGGCCCUUCAAAAGAAGCCUCUCUACGUGGCUUUUAGCUUUAUGUACAUUCUAGUGGGGUUGACAGUCAUUGGGGCAUUUCUAAAUCUGGUUGUUCUCAGGUUCUUAACCAUGAACAGUGAGGAUGAGAGGCGGGAUGCUGAGGAACGGGCGUCCCUGGCAGGGAACCGCAACAGCAUGAUUAUCCACAUCCAAGAGGACUCCCAGCAUGGUCGGCCACGGUACAAGGCCGAAGUAACAGACCUUCAGUCCGUUUGUUCCUGCAUGUGUUACAGGUCCCAUGAGUACACCAGCCGGGUGGUGUCCCACCAAAAUUCGUUCAGCUCGAAGCUGAACCCCCAGUACUUUCACUCCAUCUCUUACAAGAUAGAGGAGAUCUCGCCAAGCACAUUAAAAAACAGCCUUUUCCCAUCUCCUGUCAGCUCCAUCUCACCUGGGUUGCACAGCUUUACAGAUAACCACAGGCUGAUGAGAAGGCGAAAGUCCAUUUAAAGUGAUAUGUCUUCUUUUGCUUUCCUUGUUUUCUCCAGUCCUUCUCUGUUGUUUUGGUAUUUUUGUUCCUUGAGUGAGACGGAGUGAGGCCAAAGGGAGUAGAGAAAGCCAGUCCUCCUCUGAGACUCAGCUCUUGAGCAUGAAGCAUGGAUUAUUACUGUUCCAGCAAAGUAUGCCUUACAUUACCCCCUUGGUGGAUGUCAGAGGAUUCAAGGUGAUGUGAAGUGGGUACCAAAUCCAAAGUUGCACACACAGCUGGGAGCCUUCAUGUGCCACUGGCACUCCUGACCUAAUGAACUAUUUUCCUCAUGGGCAGGUUGCAGCGUGCGUGCGUGCUUGUGUGUGUGUUGGGUGUGUGUGGGUGUGUGCGCGUGCAAUUCCACAACUAGUGCCAUGCGACAAAAAUUAAAGCAUCAGGUAUUAUUUUUUUCCCUUGAAGCAAUUGUGUUCCAGCCUGCUUUUAUCUUUUUGAUUGCUUCCAAACAGAAUGGGGAGGUGGGGUGGGGAGCCAAUUUGUUUUUUUAUUUGCCAAGACAAGCAUGCGCCAUAAGCAGUCAAUAUACCAGGUGUAUCAUGAUAAAUUUUUUAAUGCUAGAUUUUAGAUUGUAUUAUCAUUACAAAAAGGCAGGAAAUGAUGGAUCAUUUUAACUUGCCAGUUCAAAAUUUAAAAAGUAAAAUAAAGCAUGCACUUUGUAAAACUGGUAUGCAUAAUGAAAACACAAGAAAAACUAGCAAUGGAAUUAAUAAUCAAAAGCAAGUAAUCCUAUUGAUUUAACUAUAUUUCCUUUCAUCAUUUGAAACUGUUCCAACAAUUUGCGGAUGGAAUUUUUUAAGAUAAAUUGGAAGAAUUGUUGGAACUAAGGAGUGUAUUUUGUUGUUUUUAUUUUAUUUAUAAAAAUUAUUAUUAUUAACAUUAUUUUUAUUUUAUUAUUAUUUUAUUGUGCAGCAAUUACCUGCAUGAAUAGGAAUUCUAUUUUUUGGAAUGCUUGGGUUAGGAUGGGUAUAAAUAGGUGGAUGUAUAUUUUUUUUAUAUAAUAGUGACAGAGCAUUCCUUGUUUUAAAUAAAAAAUAAAAAUGAUUGUCUCUAAAUGCUUUUGAUUUGUAAAUAAUGGAAAGCCUUUGUUGGUCUCAGGAAGAAUUCAAGGGACAGUAUCUUGUGUUUGGCUCACUGGGAACUUGUGAGAUUAGAUGUGAUAUUGCUUCUUUGCUAUGCGGAAAGGCAAAACGCAUUUAGCACUCAUGGGCAAAAUCAGCUUUACUCCGGUGUUUAGAGGUUAACACCAGGAGUGAUUGCAUUGGCAAGCUGUAGUAGACAAUGUUGAGACCAUGUUAUAGAGUUGUUCCUUGGAGAUCAUCCAUUGCUUGGUUACUCAUCUGGACCAAACAGACUUUACAAAACCAAAUUAGAGGCCUAAUCCAGCUCCCGUUUAAGACAAUAGGAAUUUGCAGUGAUUACAUAAGAUUUAGUGCUUUGGGAGAUUUAUCUUUGAUUUGACGGGGGUAGUACUGGGAAUUUUAUAAAGCUGCAACAUUGUCUUUGAUUUAAUCCUAUCUUUUAAAUCGCCUUCUGUGUUAAUUUGCCAUACAAAGAACAUCUUUUUUUGGCACUACACGCCUCCUGCUGAUUCUACCAUUUUGUGCUUUCAGUGUGAAAGCAAUCCUCCGUAUUUUACUUUGGUUUUUUUUCUGGUAGAUAGUGUGUUGUCACAAAAAAAAACCCAGCUCUGAGCUCUGUGUGCUGAUGGACAUUGAUAUCCUUUCAAAAGGGCAUCUAUAAAGAGCAUUAAAAGGGACAAAUAAGGAAUGCCCUUCUUUCUCUGUUGUCCUCGACUUUAAGUUAUUAACUAUAUCAAAUAUGUUUGUGUUCUCCUAAUUUUGAUAUUUGUGUUUCAACAAGUAAAUGAAAAGCAAGGAUCCAUACCUUUAAGUUCAACAUGUAACUUCCUUUGGAGUCCUAAAAUGCUGUGGCAUGAAAAUCUCCAUUAAGAUUAGUGAAAAAAAUAACUUAGAAUUCUUAAUGAAGAUGGAUGAGAAUGAACUUUUCCAGACUAGCAUAUGGAAAUAACUUUUGUCAGCAUAGUAGAGGAGCAUGCUGGGUGCAUUAAUGAUGUGCUGUUAUACCAUGUCCUGAGGCAAAUGCUGACGGCAAAAGCGUUGAAGCAAGAGUACCUAGAAAAGCAGCUUCAGGAUGUAUUAAAGCACUCCAGUGAAAAUCACCUGGAAGCUAGUUUCUGAAGAGCGGCCCAUAGGGUUCAUAGUGCUGUCAAAUUCUCUUUCAUAGAUUUGCUGACAGUAUCCCAGAACAGCAAAUAAUUGUAGGUUUCUUUUUCUGCUGAGGAGAUAAGAAAGAAUAUGUACAUGUCCACAUCAUGUAGAAGUGCUGAAGUAUACAUGACUCUUGGGAAAAGGAGGAAAUCUUUGGGAUGUUACAGAUUUCAGGAGGGUGAAAUGCCAUCUGCCUCGUAAAGAAGAACGUUUGUAACAGGACUUGUAGCCAAAACUUUGAACAGUUUUGUCAAAAAAGCAGUUACGCUUUUGAAAGCAUCACUUCACUUUUCAUUUUUUCCUCUAAGAAAAAGAAAUUUCUAUUUCUGCUGCAUACAAAAAUAAUUUUAGAUGUCCUGUAAAUUGUGUUGAACUCCAGAAUUUCAAAGCUGUUACAUAUUCCAGCUGAGUUAUUACUCAUUCUCCUCUCCGAGACCAUAAAUAAAAUUAAAUGAAGAGUACAUUUUAGUACAGGUGGUAUUUAACCAGGGCAGCAUCUUAUCUAGGGGCUCAUGGGUUACCUGCCAAUUAGAGUCUUUGCGUUAAAACACAGUGGCUUUCUAAAUGCUCUUGUAUAGCAUAGUCAUAGUUUAUGGAUGUGGAUGAUGAAAUGUGUGUGUGUUGACAUGAAGGAGCGAUAUCCAUAGUGAUAGCUUUCAGUCAGUCAGUUUGUGGGAGGGCAUUUGGGAAAAAUAUCUGCAUUCCUUUGGAUUUAAAAUUAUUUUGAUAUAGUUCUUUCUGUCUGAAGAACUUGUGAUUUUGUCCAUUCUAUAUUUCUGGUGCACAUAAGAUUUUGAAGUAGCAGGACAUUUCCUUCACAAGCUUCCUUGCAGAUGUUCACAUGAGCUCCUACAGGACUUUUCGUUGUGAGCAGCCACAAAUACAAGCACGCUUGUGUUGAUGCAUCAGUAAACCAGGCAGAAUAUGAUGAAAAUGCUUCUCUCUCUUUUGUUUUUGUGUACUUGACUGAUGUGUGAAUAAUGGCUUGGGCUGUCUGGAACUGGAACAGACCGCGUUAUAAAAAAAGUUGCUUUUGUCAGGGGUUAAUACCAGCUUUUCAGUAGAACAUGCAAAAUCAGUCAGUGAAAGGUGAUUUUUGUCUGUUCCAUUUCUGACUACUUACUGACAUCUGUGAAUAUCAGCUUUCUUCCCUCAGUGCUGCUUUUCACAGCGUAUUUUCUCUGGUACGCUAUUAGUUUUAUUCUACUUGAGCUGUUACUUCUUUCAGGAGAGCCUUUCUUGUUCUAUACUCACUCUUUAGAAGCAGGUCUACUUAUGAGUAGACAUUCUAAUAUCCAAAGUACCUAACCUGUGUUUCCACAGCACAGACUUUUGAUAUCACUUUGUGAUGCACUGUCAUUUCCCAGAUUCUCAUUUCCCCUAUUAUUAAGCAUUAGAAAUAAUAAUAAUAAAUCAGAUUAAUCUAUUUAUGUCACACUAAUGUGCUGUUCAUCAAAACAACACAAAUUUAGCUCCCUGCUGUCAACUUUGAUUACAUAACAACCCCAUUAUCCUAUCAUAUUUCAUAUUAUCAAAGGAAAAAAAAAUCAGUUUGAUCAGUGAAGCACCAAAAUAGCUUUGUCUGAGCACUCUGUGAUACGGAAACAAAAGGGGAAACAAUAGAACUGUACAGGCACAACUCUGCUUGGUCUGCAUCACUACACAAGGAUGAUCCAAACAGAUCUAACUAGGGCUUCUUUGCCCGAACUUUGUAUAGAUAUAUUUAUGCUUUACAAAGAAAAUUGUAAUGGGACGUAUCUGGAUGGGGUGUGUGGAUGUUAGUUAAAGGAUUCAGAAUAGGUUCUUGGUUGUUAUUGUAUGGAGAAGAUGUACAGAGGUAUUCAGCAAUAGACUUAUGCUGGGACUCCUCUGUAGUAGCUCAUUAGAACAGAAUCAUCAGCUUAAAGAAAAAAAAAAAGUGACUAAAUUAAUCUACUCUAUUAUAGGUUGUCUCAUUAGUUUCCUAGUGCUUUGAUCAAAGAAAUGCCAGAGCAGCAAUCAUGAUUUCUGUGCAUUUAUCUUGAGCAAGGUAAUUUCUUGUUUUCUGUGACAGGUUUGAAGCUUUUGUUAUGAAAAAAAGAAAAAGAAGAAUCAUUUGUUGUAGAAAAGAGCAGCCAAUGUAAUCAAGAUGGAGAAGGGAAAUGUUCCAGAAUGAUUUGCUCCUCUACGGACCAGAGAGCAAAGGCUUGGGUGGAAGUACCUUUCAGUUGAAGUUUAUGUCCUCAUUUAGCUUUCUGUAAUAUUCCUGUUAAUAUUAGGAUCCAAUUAAGACAGUCAUUUAAAAUCUUUAUGAGGAAGCCAGACCAUAGAGAUGUGUUGGAGUGUGUCCAUUACACUAAUGUUAUGGACUUUUUAAUGCAUAUUUCAACAAGACACUGUUAUUGACUGGAAUUUGCACAAAUUACAAUGAGAAUCAUGCCACUGCUACUGUCAACAACUAGAACUGCAUAGUACUCACAGAGCUGAAAAAGGAAUAGUCUUUCUAAGCAGCCUGCCUGUCAUCUGUCUUUAAUAUCAAACUUUAUUUUGGGAACUUCAGUAAGACAAACCAUAUGAAAAGGAUUAGCCAACAUAAUGAUGCACCAAAAUAAAAAUAAAUAGAAUAAUGACAUUGGAUGCAGAGGAAUUGAUUACAGAUGGAAGGCACUUUGGGAUGCUUAUGCUAGUUAAUCUGAGCUCUGAGACUGAAUUAGAGCCAUGAAAACUGUUGGCAGCCUUUGCCAAAAAAGCAGUUUGCAAUUAUUUAAGAUGUAGAUAACAUCUACAUGGCAGAAGAACUUUCACCUGAAUAAGUAGUAUCAAGACAAAAAACCAAAAAAAACCAACAAAAAAAAACAAAAAAAAAAAAAGAAAAAAGAAAGAUGAAAAGAAAGACAUUGUUCUCAAGAGGAGGGGUAUUUUCCAGUCAAAAACACCAAUAAGGUGAUACUGAAGACUGUCAUGCUUUGAUCUGGGUAGAAUCAGACUGGGAGUUGUUCUCUGCUUAGACAUAGUCUAUGCUUGGCCUUAUUAGCUUGAACAAAAAUUGUCUUGUGGAUGAUUUUUGCUCACCACUCCUGUUUCCUAACCCAUAUCUUAGUUCACACUUGUGGCUCUCCUGAGCUGUCGGUCGGGUUUUUGCUGCUUUCUUCAGUGAAAGCAAGACUCUAUUCAGCCUGAGUAAUGUUGAUAUGUUUUGCAUACCCUAGGUGGAUAUUAGAGCUGUUAAGCUGAGCCUAGCUGGACUAUCCUCUGGAGUUGGUGGCUUUAUGUUUCUGUGAACUGGUAAGCUAAAGAGAAAUAAAAGUGUCAUGGGCAACUUUUUUGUCAUGUAGGCUUUCAGUAUGGUAACCUAGUUGAUUUGGUUGCAACACCCAGAACUGGGAUGAGUCUCAAUUUAUACAUCUCUUACUGAAACUGCAGUCAGAGACUCUUUCUAUAUACUCUGAGAUAUAUCUGUAUCUUCAACUAGUGCUUGCUGUGAACAAAUUUUCCUAAACCUAAUGAUGGGAGUAGAAAGGCUUGAAGAUGGUAGUCAACAUGUACAACUUAUGCAAUUGUAGUUUGCUUUAUGGAAUCCAGGCAACCAAAGCUGCCUGCUAAUUUUGGGCUUGAAAUAUUAUCCCCAGAGCCUUCAGCAUUCAGUUAUCUCACCUUUUGUGAAGAUUGUAAUUAGCAAAUAUCCCAGAGCCCUCCUUCACCUUACUUUCUGACUGUGUAAGGAGUGCUGCCAUACAUUAAUACUCAAAAUAGAUUGGAAAGACAAAAAAAAAAAAAAAAGGAAAAAUUAAUGCUGCAAUUUUAUUAGUAAUUAAUAUUCACAGUUCGAAGCUCUUUCGUCUUUUAGUUCACUUUGAGAAAUGCAGAGCAAACAGCAGCAUGAUAACAUUUAUCAUAGCUGGCUAGUUCACAAGUGGAACAAGCAAAUAUAAUAAUUGAAACUAUGCACCAUAAUGCAUCUUCCUUGUGCAUGAGUUCUGAUACUGCUAGCCUGGCUUUGAUUCAUCGUUUAUCUAGUCUGUGGAACAGCUUGCAGUAAUUGCUCUAUCCAGAGCACUAUACUUGAGGCUAGAAGAAAGAUCCAUUGCACAGGCAGUGGCCCCUCCGGCUUUCCCUGUAUUUCCCCCCCUUCCCUACCCAGAUAUUAACUCAUUAGCUUGCCAUUUUGUAGAUGUAUGUUCAAACCCGGGAUCACCACAUUCUGUACUUUCCCCCGUCAUGUAUUAAUGAAAAGCAUUAUGUUACAGAACUGCACCCUGGGGAAGGAAAUGUUCCACUCUAAUUACUACUGACAAAAGAAAUCUACAGAUUGAUUAAAAACAAUAUGUGGGGAGUCAAAUACAAAAUGCGAAGUGCACAAACCUGCAUGGGUGAAAUCCACUUUUGCCCUGACUGGGAUACCACACAUUAGCCUGUGUUUGUCUGGGGGAAGGCUUGGGCAUCAGAAGAAAGUGCAAACAACAUAAGCCUGCAAAGAGACACGGUGUUUUACUCAGUGUCUGUAGAUACGGUCUGUGAUGUGGUUCCAAAUUAAGGAAAAAACACGUGUCUUCUAUGGUUAGCCUUUUUGCUAGCAACCUGCCACCGUCCUCCCAGGCAGGAGUGGCAGGAGAUGUAGGAAAGAUGGAGCAUAGCUGUUUCGUGGUGGAGUGGAUUGUCAUUGGUGAGACCACAUUAUGAUGUUGAUGUUAAACUGGGAGCAGGAAAAAUUGUGUCUCCUAGAGCCUCUUCCCUCCACUGUCCUUGGAAGAGAUCAGCAACAUCAUCCAUCCUGUUGCUCGAUUAAAAUCUGUACUGUGGCUCAGAAAGACUUGGACUGUGGUGUCCUUGCUCAUCUUUGAUACCACAUACCCAUAAUUAUUCAUUAUUAUUAUUCAUAAUUAUUGUUAAAAGGCUAAUUAAUUUGAUAACAUUAUUUAAUUAAAUUAGCUGAAGUAGAGCAUGUAAAUGAUUUGGCCUCCCAGAGUCUGAAAUCUGAAGUCUAUGAAAUAGUUUCCAAAAGGCCUGUUUGGUAGUGUCACUGCUGACAUGGAGGUCAUGCCACAGGUGUCCUGUUGACAGUGUCAUCUUGGCACAUUGACUGGAGCUGCUCAUGGGAGCAUGUGAGGAAAGGAUUUUAGCUCAGAUCUGAAAUAUGGAGUGAUGUCUUUAACUCCCACUGAACUAAGUUUAAGUGUAUUUGUGGAGGUAGGCUUUCAGCCUGAUGUCUUACUUGCAGAGGAGAGAACCUGUGGUGUGUCUUAGAGAGAUGGCAUGAUCCAGAGGGGUGAGCUCUGAGGGGUUGUAUUUCAGGAUGGAGCAUGGUACUGGUACCCUUUCAUAGCAUCCCUGAAGGUUCUCAGCUGUGCUGUGUGAGAUAGCUUAUGCUUCUAAGGGAGAACCCAAAUCUGUCAGCCUGGUAGGGCUGAGCAUAGGGAUGGUUUGCAAACUGAUCUGGAACACCUGGUGAAUGGAGAUGGUACAGCUGAGUUUCUCCAUCACAAGCUGGACUGAUGAGGGAGCUGAUUUUAUAGUGUAUCCUCCCAAGACCUCUCUGAGCAAGCUUACAGGGCAACAGAGUGGAUUUCUUCCUGGCUUCCGAGUGAGGGUGAUGAAGGUUGGGGCUUAUUUCUAACACACAUUUCUAGUGCACAGGGCAAGAGCUCAGAGCAGCAAAUGCCUGGGAAUCCAGUAGGGCCGUCUGCAUUUCUUUUGUAAGGUAUGAAUAACACAGCUUGUCCUCUUCAUAGGUGAGUUGCAAAGAUUUACAAGCAAGUGUCUGUCUAGGACUAUGAAAUCUGUGUAUAGUGGGUCUCAUUGCUCAGCAUUUGGCUUAGAAAAGAAUUGCGAUAUUAUGUAGGAGAGGGGGAAAAGCAACGCUCAAGCAAUUUGUACUUUGAAGAAGGAGGCAGAUUAACGUUUAUCUUUUUUUUUUUCUUUUCCCAUUUGUGACUUCUCUCAAGGCACCGCACCUGUUGGAGGAAACAAAUCUUCCCAAUGUCAACAAAGAAUCCAAAGUUUCUAUUAUGUUGGUGGUAGAGCCUUCAGACAGAUCCAUAGUCAUUUAGUCAUUUUUUUCUGGUGCUUCUUUUAGAGAGCUUUGUAUGCUUCUCUGGUCUCUCUGAGAAGCAGUUCUCAGCUUCUUGGCUCCAGUUGCUUUUCAAUGAUAGCUCUUUCCAUGUGGCUACUUUUUGUAGAAUUCCUGUCACAUACAUUUUCCAGCAAAGAUGGAUAUCAUACUGCUCCUUCUUAGCAUAUAUUUUCAAUUCCCAGCAUGGAAUGAUACUGCAGUCAGAGACAACAGUAGGAAACUUCUCUUUAUUGUUAAUACUGAGCUGUUUCUAUUCUUUGCUGAAGAUCGGUGCAACGGAAACUGGUGUGUUCACCACUGAGAACUCAACACAGCUGAGCGAUCCUGAUCUCAUGCUGAUUUACCUCCUUUUUGACUGCUUUGUGCCAUCUAAUUUCUGCAUAAGUUGUUAGUGCAGUAAUAUUAUGCAGAUGCUGCAAAGUGUGUACACUAACUGUGUAACAAGAUUGAAAUCCAAGUAUCCGGGUUACAUGAGGGUUGAGACACCGUUGCACUAGCAGUAGAUUUUAUUAGGAUAUUUCCUGGGUAUCACUCUAGGUGCCUCUCUCUUUGUCGUUAACAAGUUUGGUCGGUCCACCCAAAGCUCGUUUGGGUGUAAGCACUGUUGGGUUGAACCCUGUAUGAUAAAAACAAAUUCAUGAAUGUUCCAGGAGGAGUUCUGUCCACUACAAACCUUUUUAAAAAGUAGCGAAUAAAGAGAAGUGAUGAGAGACUGGCUCAAUCUUUAGAAUGCAACCCUAAUCUGAAUUUCUUUUAUAGAAGGUAAAAGCAGGAAGGUUCUUAUAAUGUGCUAUACUACCAAUAAUCCAGCUGCUGCUUUUUUGCCAGGUCAGGAGUGAUCUGUGGAAGAAAAAAUUGUUUUCUUUUUCCUCUUCCCUUGACUUGUUAAGAUUUGUGUGGCUGUUUCUUGCCAUUGAGGAGUAUGAACUACAACUUCUGAUCUUAGUGUUGUGACAGCAAAGGAAAUUAUUUGGAGCUGGAUAGGUCAAAGGAGAAUGGGAGGGGGGCUUAAAAGUUGUUUCCAGUAGGCCAAAAGAAUGUGGAUACUGUCUCUUCAAGGUGCAAUUUCUUACUUCAACAAACUGUUCAUCUAAGAGAAACAGGGAUAAAAGUGUUCAAUUUGGGACCUAAGGAGUUUGUAUGGAAAUUCUUGGAUUUCUUCCAAACACACAUACUUGUUGAAAUUAAAUUGUGAUUCCUACUUUGGAGACUGAGCCUUCCUGCUCAGACAGAAGUGCGUGUGUAUGUGUGUGUUUGUGAGUGUGUGUUAAUGCUAUGUCUCUUUUGGAUCUCUUGACACUUUUUGGUGCAUUUUUGUACUUCUUUGAAUGUGCAUAUGCGUACUUACCGAUGGUAUAUUGACGGCAUUCUAAAGGCCCUCAACAGCCUGAGACAGAGCAAAAGUCUCUACAUUUCUGCCCUGGUUGAUACAUUUUCUGUGCAGCACACAGAGCAUUAGAAGCAUAGUCCUUUGGAAAGAGGAACGCUAUAGAUGCUUGGCUGUGGACUGCACUGAGAAUUUACCUCCUGUAAGCAGUUUUCUCUGCUCAUUUCAGACCUCUAACUUCAACACAGUUGUUGAGCUGGUCCUAGCAAAGGAGAAAGAGAAGGUCAUAAGCAUCAAGAUGGGAUUUGUGAAAUCACUGAUAACUUGAUUACAGAGAACCAAAUUAAAAACUCUUUUGUGUUUUCAUUUCUUUUUCUGGCCUUCUCCAUAAUGGGAGAGGAUGCCUUCACACAUGGCCUUAGAAUGCCGUACUGGAGUUAGAAUGCAACAACAGUGAAAUGAAAAUAAGAUGUAUUGCAGCUUACAUAAAGAAUGAAAACUGUAUCACACAAAUGUUUACAAGUCCAAGUAGACAGCGAACCCCUGUACAAUAUGUAAUUUAUGCAAGGGAUUGCAUCUUUCUUUUGUAAUGAAUGCACUAAGCAACCCUGUAUAUAUUUUACAAUGUCUUUACAGAGAAAAAAAAAAUGAAUCAUUUACUGUAGUGUUGUAAAAUAAUGCACUUUUCUAAUUUUUUCAUUAAAAAUCCUAUGGCACGUUUUCAAAUGUAUAUUGUUUCUUUUAUAUUGAAUGUGGAAAUGUUAACUUCCUGUAAAAUUGCACUACAGAAGUAAAAUCCACUGAUGGAACCUAUUUUGUUAAAGAAAAGUUCCUUGACAACCAACAGAUGUUUAUGAUAAUACAAUAUGUAUGUGUGUGCAUAUAUAUGCAUACAGUGUAUAUAUAAUGUAUAUAUAUGUAUAUGCACACACACACAUAUCUAGUGCUAUGUGUAUAUAUAUAAAAUGAUAUAGGUCCAGAUUUAUAUAUGAUUGUAUUAAUAUAAUAUCUAUAGAUUGAUAGAUAUAUAGAUAUGUAUAUAUAUUCAUACAUACACUCAAGAAACACAAUGUAAAAACCCAGAAAGGAUUACUCAUUAAAUUUAAGGGGGUUGGGGGGAAGAAAGAUGUCAUAUACAGAGGAUAUUUUGCAUUGCAAUAAAAGCUUUUUUGACAAAAGUA
Gallus gallus (chicken) is the source of this 12977-nucleotide messenger RNA. It is a transcript of the gene KCNK9, whose product is annotated as potassium two pore domain channel subfamily K member 9. The record is from RefSeq and is a predicted model, not a curated record. Gene Ontology annotation, biological process: stabilization of membrane potential; potassium ion transmembrane transport. Bases 749 to 2155 code for a protein of 468 amino acids. The transcript is spliced from 2 exons. Gene Ontology annotation, cellular component: membrane. NCBI's taxonomy places the organism in Eukaryota, Metazoa, Chordata, Aves, Galliformes, Phasianidae. Gene Ontology annotation, molecular function: potassium ion leak channel activity.